UCUCUCCCCACCCCAAAGGCAGGAAUUUCUGGGAUGGGCAGAUGGUCCACCGCCUCUUCCUCCUCCUUCUCCAAGCCCGAGUGAGUAGGGCGGGGAAAAAACCUCCGCAACGUCCCGUCUCCAGCCCAGAAGCCCGGGUGUCGGCACACUGUGGCGACAGGGACGACGGCGUGGGCCUCCGGGAGGCUGGGGUGGCAAGGCCCGGGCAGGCGUGGAGCACCGAGGGGGCUGCGCUCCCGCCUCCAGCGCCGCGGCCCCGCGCUCGGGCUUUGGCGCUGGGCCCCCGCGACCGUGACUCCGGGCGCCCGGCGAGCCCAGUGGUUAGCGAUGCUGUUGCUGCGGUCGCUGCCGCCCCUGCUGCUUCUGCUGGGGGCGCCACGGAGCCUCGCCGAGGGCGCGGUGACCGCGCUUACCCCCGAGUCGGUCCUCGAGUGGCAGGGAAUCUGAUGGUAGAACUUUCCAUUUCAGUGACCCUUGGUUCAGCUGAUAAAGGAAUAUUCAUUAUCCAGAGUGAAAGCCUCAAGAAAUGCAUUCAAGCAGGCAAAUCUGUACUGACCCUGGAGAACUGCAAACCACCGAACAAGCACAUGCUGUGGAAAUGGGUUUCAAACCACCGCCUCUUUAACAUAGGAGGCAGUGGCUGCCUAGGCCUGAAUUUAUCUAAUCCAGAGCAGCCAUUGAGCAUAUACGAGUGUGAUUCCACUCACAUUUCCUUGAGAUGGCUCUGUAACAGGAACAUGCUCACCGGCCCUCUCAAGUACACGGUCCAGGUGAACCACAACAACAUGCUUGUGGCCUCAUGGAAAUAUCUUCACAAGUGGAUUUCCUAUAUGUCAGAUGGUGGAAGCAUUUGUGAAUAUCUGCACAAAGAUUUGUACACAAUCAAAGGGAACGCCCACGGGACACCAUGCAUGUUUCCCUUCCAGUAUAACCGACAGUGGCAUCAUGAAUGCAUCCGGGAAGGCCACUUACUGUGGUGCGCCACGACCAGCCGAUAUGAACGAGAUGAGAAGUGGGGAUUUUGCCCAGAUCCCACGUCCGCAGAGGUGGGUUGUGAUGCCAUCUGGGAGAAGGAUCUCAAUUCACACAUUUGCUACCAAUUCAACCUGCUUUCCUCUCUUUCCUGGAAUGAGGCACAUUAUUCAUGCCAGAUGCAAGGAGGAGCUUUACUAAGUAUUGCAGAUGAGAACGAAGAAAAUUUCAUAAAGAAGCACUUGGGCAGUGAAGCAGUGGAAAUGUGGAUAGGUCUGAAUCAGCUGGAUGAAAACGCUGGCUGGCAGUGGUCUGAUAGAACACCGCUCAACUAUCUGAACUGGAACCCAGAAAUAGAUUUUGAGCCAUUUGUUGAAUAUCAGUGUGGAACAUUUAAUUCAUUUAUGCCAAAUGCCUGGAGGAGUCGGGAUUGUGAAUCCGCCUUGCCUUAUAUAUGUAAAAAAUAUCUAAACCACACUGAUCAAGAAGAGAUUGAAAAAGGUGCUUGGAAAUAUUAUGCUACCCACUGUGAGCCUGGCUGGAAUCCCCACAGUCGUAACUGCUAUAAACUUCAGAAAGAAAAAAAGACCUGGAAGGAAGCUUUGCAUUCUUGCCAGUCUGAUAACAGUACAUUGAUAAACAUUGCUUCAUUAGCAGAUGUGGAGUUUCUUGUAACCCUCCUUGGAGAUGAAAAUGCAUCAGAAACAUGGAUUGGUUUGAGCAGCAAUAAAAUUCCAGUUUCCUUUGAAUGGUCUAAUGGCUCCUCAGUCACCUUUACUAAUUGGCACACACUUGAGCCCCAAAUUUUUCCAAAUAGAAGCCAGCAAUGUGUCUCAGCAGAGCAAUCUACACCGGUAUUUCACUUAGCAUGUCCACAGAACAGGAGCCAACAUUUGGACAGGAAAAUUAUAUUUAAGAGAGAGGGACACUGGAAAGUUAAAAAUUGUGAAGAAACACUUUUUUACAUUUGUAAGAAAGCAGGCCAAGUCCCUUCUGACACUGAAUCAGGCUGUCGAGAGGGAUGGGAGAGACAUGGUGGAUUCUGUUACAAAAUUGACACUGUUCUUCGAAGUUUUGACCAUGCCUCCAGUGGUUAUUACUGUCCUCCUGCACUUGUAACCAUUACAAAUAGCUGCCAGGCAGAAGGAAGCCUUUAUCUUCAACUUGCCCACCCACCCAAAAUGUUUCAAGAACACCUUGGAUUAGAAAUCCUCCAGUUUGAACAGGCUUUUAUUACCAGUUUGAUCAGUAGUGUGGUAAAAACGAAGGAGAGUUAUUUUUGGAUAGCGCUUCAAGAUCAAAAUGAUACAGGAGAAUACACUUGGAAGACGGCGGGGGGGCGGAAGUCUGAGCCGGUGCAGUACGCUCACUGGAAUGCACAUCAGCCUCGCUACAAUGGUGGCUGUGUUGUCAUGCGAGGAAGGAGUCCACCUGGUCGCUGGGAAGUGAAGGACUGCAGACACUUUAAGGCAAUGUCCCUGUGUAAGCAACCAGUGGGAAAACAGGAGAAAACGGAGCAGGAAGAGAGAUGGCCCUUUCACCCCUGCUACUUGGACUGGGAAUCAGAGCCUGGCUUGGCCAGCUGCUUCAAGGUAUUUCAUAGUGAAAAAGUCCUGAUGAAAAGAACAUGGAGAGAAGCAGAAGCAUUUUGUGAAGAAUUUGGAGCUCACCUUGCAAGCUUUGCCCAUAUUGAGGAAGAGAAUUUUGUGAAUGAGCUUUUACAUUCAAAAUUUAAUAGGACAGAAGAAAGGCAGUUCUGGAUUGGAUUUAAUAAAAGAAAUCCACUGAAUGCUGGCUCUUGGGAGUGGUCUGAUGGGACUCCUGUUGUCUCUUCAUUUUUAGACAAUACUUAUUUUGGAGAAGAUGCAAGAAAUUGUGCUGUUUAUAAGGCAAAUAAGACAUUGCUGUCCUUGCACUGCAGUUCCAAACGUGAAUGGAUAUGCAAAAUUCCAAGAGAUGUGAGACCCAAGAUUCCACCCUGGUACCAGUAUGAUGCUCCCUGGCUCUUUUACCAGGAUGCGGAGUACCUUUUUCAUACCUAUGCUGCGGAAUGGCCCUCCUUUGAGUUUGUCUGUGGCUGGCUGCGUGGUGAUCUUCUCACAAUUCAUUCUGCACAUGAGCAAGAAUUUAUCCACAGCAAAAUAAGAGCGCUAUCAAAGUAUGGUGUAAAUUGGUGGAUUGGACUUCGAGACGAAAGAGCCAAUGAUGAAUUUCGCUGGAGAGAUGGAGCACCAGUAAUAUAUCAGAACUGGGACAAAGGAAGAGAAAGAUCUAUGAAUAAUCAGAGCCAGAGAUGUGGUUUCAUUUCAUCCAUAACAGGACUCUGGGCUAGUGAAGAGUGUUCAGUUUCUAUGCCUAGCAUCUGUAAGCGAAAGAAGGUUUGGGUCAUAGAGAAAGAGAAAGAUACCCCAAAACAACAUGGAACAUGUCCUAGAGGAUGGCUAUAUUUUAACUAUAAGUGCCUUUUGGUGAAAAUCCCCAAAGACCCAAGUGAUUGGAAGAACUGGACAUCCGCUCAAGAUUUCUGUGUUGAAGAAGGGGGAGCACUAGUCGCCAUUGAAAAUGAGGUGGAGCAAGCUUUCAUUACUAUGAAUCUUUUUGGUCAGACCACUAAUGUGUGGAUAGGGUUACAAAAUGAUAAUUAUGAAAAAUGGGUAAAUGGAAAGCCUGUGGCAUAUUCUAACUGGUCUCCAUCUGAUGUAAUAAACAUUCCAAGUCAUAACACCACUGAAGUUCAAAAACAUAUUACUCUCUGUGCCUUGCUAUCAAGUAAUCCUAAUUUUCAUUUCACUGGAAAAUGGUAUUUUGAAGACUGUGGAAAAGAAGGUCAUGGGUUUGUUUGUGAAAGAAUACAGGAUCCCUCUGGACACAGCAUAAAUACAUCUGAUAUGUAUCCAGUCCCCAAUACCUUGGAAUAUGGGAACAGAACUUACAAAAUAAUUAAUGCAAAUAUGACUUGGUAUACAGCAAUAAAAACCUGCCUAAUGCAUGGAGCAGAAUUGGCCAGCAUUACAGAUCAGUAUCACCAGUCCUUCCUCACUGUUAUCCUCAACCGGCUAGGACAUGCCCACUGGAUUGGACUAUUCACUGCAGAUAAUGGUCUUAAUUUUGACUGGUCAGAUGGAACCAAAUCUUCCUUCACUUUUUGGAAAGAUGAUGAGUCAUCCAUCUUGGGUGACUGUGUUUUUGCUGACACCAGAGGGCGCUGGAGUAGCACAGCCUGCGAGUCAUUUCUUCAAGGAGCAAUUUGUCAUGUACCUACUGAAACAAAACCAUAUGGACAUCCAGAGUUGUGCUCAGAAACUUCUAUUCCCUGGAUAAAAUUCAAAAGUAAUUGCUACAGUUUUUCUACAGUCCUAGACAGUAUGAGUUUUGAAGCUGCUCAUGAAUUUUGCAAAAAGGAAGGAUCUAAUCUUUUAACAAUCAAGGAUGAGGAUGAAAAUUCAUUUCUCCUAGAAGAGCUUUUUGCUUUUGGUUCUUCUGUCCAGAUGGUUUGGUUGAAUGCUCAGUUUGAUGGUGACAAUGAAACCACAAAGUGGUUUGAUGGAACUCCCACAGACCAGUCAAACUGGGGCAUUCGGAAGCCAGAGAUGGAUCAUGUCAAACCCCAUCUAUGUAUUGCCCUGAGGAUCCCCGAAGGAGUAUGGCAGUUAUCCCCAUGUCAAGAAAAAAAAGGAUUUAUAUGCAAAAUGGGAGCAGAUAUUCACCCAGUAAAGGAGCACUCAGGAAAAGGACCAAGUCACAGUAUUGUACCUCUUGCAGUAGCGUUGACACUGACAGGAAUUCUGGCACUUUUCACACUUUCCUUCUGCAUAUACAAGCACAACAGAGGUAUCUUCAGGAGACUUGCACAGUUUAGGAAUCCUUACUACCCUACAGCCAACUUCAGUACGGUACAUUUGGAAGAAAAUAUUCUCAUUUGUGAUCUUGAGAAGAAUGACCAGUAACAAUGAAUUCAGAGAACACUACAGCCCUAAUGAUAAGUAAAGACUUACGAGGAGUCUCCCCUGCAUUUUCCUUUACAUACCAGAUGCCACUAUAAUGUGAAUUGUGUCACUAUUUUAAUUAUUCUUAAACUGAUUACUGGUUUUGAACUGUAACCAAAUCAGAUGGGUGUUGAUUUAUUCAUUUCCCCAAACUGUGAUCUAUUCUUAAAAUGGGGAAAUUAUACAAUGGUUACUAGUCAGAAAACAAGAACUAUUAAAAAUAACCCCCUAUUGAAGACUCUCGAACCAAUGUGAAUAGCAGGUUUUGUAUUAAUAUGUUUCUACUGAAAUUUAAAAAGAAUUUUCAAACUAAUCUGAUAUCUAUUCAGACAUUUACUCACACUCAUUCCAUUAAAAAAGAGAGGAAGCAAAACAAAUUUUAAAACUCUAUGCUUGUAUACAAGAUGAAAAGUUAAAGGUCUCUGAGAGGUUUCUUGUUUGUUUUCUAAUUCAAUCAUUUUAACAUCAGGGCUUAGAAAACAAAUUUCUAAGCUUAAAACUCACACAUUCUGGGCUCUAAACUAAUAUUUAGGGUGAUAUUUGUUUUUAUUAGUUCUGACUUCUCAAACUAAAGAAGAAAAAUUACCUGUCUUUAAAUAGGGAAGAUCUUGGUUAGCAUAAUGUGGCCUAAAACCUUCAUUUACUAAAUGAUGACUGUUUGUUAUUUUAAAAUAUAGAUAAGCUUAAAGGAAUUUAUUGAAGUUUUGCUAUUGUCAAAACUCAUGGCCUUUAUUAAAACUAAAGGUAUAAAGUAAUAUAUAACUCUCCUAACAACUAAAAAAUACAACAUAUAAUUUAAAUGUAAAGGGGGAAAAAUGAAGAUAUGAAUUACAGUACCAUUAGAACCACACUAGAAGAUAUAUUGAGAAGUACUAAAUAAAUGACUCUCCAAUUAUAAUCUAGAUACCUUUGCUAUAUAAACAGGUUUAUGUGGGGUAUUCUAUUUAGUAAACUAUGGCUCUUAAGAACCAUCUGUUUGUGUUGGACUAGUUAAUGCUGUUGGUAAAUAAUGAUUAAUAGCAUGAUACUGUCCACAAAUUGAAUAUCACAGAUUUGACUUUCCUUCACAAAUUUCUCAUUAUGGAAAAGUGACUUCAGAAUCAACAUUUUAAAGUUUACGCAUUCCAUAACUAUUCCCUGCAUUCCUAUGAAAAACCACGUGCCAUUCUAGAAACUGGAUGGAUUGGGGUGAGCAAAUUAAUGAGAACUUGUUUUUAUGUCACUUAUUUUCCAAUGAGAGAAAAGUGAGAGAAAUCCAGUAAAGAAGUUCAUAAGUAGAAAAUACCAGGUGGUUAUGAAAAUUAAGUAAGGUCUUGUGAUAGAGAAGAACUGGGGGAAUCUCAAGGCCUCCCCAGAGUGUGCGUUUUAAUUAUUACAUCCUGCUGCCCUGAAAACUAGUGGCCACUAGUCACAAGGUGGAACUCUGGGAGGAAGGAUGAGUGAAUCUCUAAGUGAAAAGCCAUCAUCCUUAGAAAUAGAAUUUGAUGAAUAUACCCUAAGAGUGGAGUCCUCGUGGCCUGAAACAGUUAAUACAGCUUCCAAAAGUGGCUCUUUGCUACUGGUGUGUAGCUUACACACUAGGACGAUCUACUUCCAUAAUUUUUUUUUAAGUUUUGAGACUUCAUUUUUUAAAAGAUAUUCUAUUAUGUAGCAGUUGUCUAUUUAGAAGUCACAAGAAUAAUUGCCUUGAACUAACCAGGUGGUAUAAAAGCCUGAUUUAACAAUCUGUCAAGUGAAAUUAAAGUUCUAUUCUUUUCAGUGGGCUUGGUAAAAACUGCUAAUCAAUUAUCCUUCUAGUCAAGGUAUAUUGAAGUGGAAUAGUCACACAUAGCAAUUUGACAAAGUAUGUCAUUAAUAAAGUGGUUUUGCAGAAAGAAAUUGCUCUGUUUGUCAAUGCUCUGUACUUUGCUAUUUAGUAUUGAGCUACAUUUCUGGAGAAUCUGUCCCCAUGGACAAGAUCAUGCACUCUUUCCCAUUACUGAAAUUUCAGAAAUAGAAAGUACUGAAAUAUUAUGUUUUAUUUAUAGAUGUGCACUUUAAAAAACUUUUGCACAUCUAUUUUUAAUCUGAACUAGAUU
This is a messenger RNA of Mirounga angustirostris (Northern elephant seal), 7036 nucleotides long. RefSeq names its product phospholipase A2 receptor 1 (gene PLA2R1). Gene Ontology annotation, cellular component: signaling receptor complex; plasma membrane. The transcript has 33 exons. NCBI's taxonomy places the organism in Eukaryota, Metazoa, Chordata, Mammalia, Carnivora, Phocidae. The record is from RefSeq and is a predicted model, not a curated record. Bases 42 to 4919 code for a protein of 1625 amino acids. Gene Ontology annotation, molecular function: signaling receptor activity.